Molecule: messenger RNA, 3588 nt
Organism: Pseudopipra pipra
Lineage: Eukaryota; Metazoa; Chordata; Aves; Passeriformes; Pipridae
Product: dynein axonemal heavy chain 5-like
Exons: 19
Coding region: 1-3267 (1088 amino acids)
Biological process (GO): microtubule-based movement
Cellular component (GO): dynein complex
Molecular function (GO): dynein light intermediate chain binding; minus-end-directed microtubule motor activity; dynein intermediate chain binding
Source: RefSeq, a predicted model, not a curated record
AUGGUGGUCUCAGGCUGGUUGAGAGCGGCCUCUCCUGACAACAGUUCCUGGGAAAAUGGCUUGGAAGGCCAUAGAAUCCACAGUUUUGGGCUACACCCAUCCAGUGAGGAAUCGGUCCCAGCUGUUCUAACUAGGACACUGUCCGUCAUCGCUGCCAUCAUCGUCAUCAUCGGCCUUGUGGGAGUCGGUGUCUGGAAGCUCCGAUCCGGGAAGAGGGAGGGGAAUGGAUACGACCCCACACCCACCAGUGAGUCCCAGCAGCGUAUCACUUCUUUGAAUCACAAGUAUUUUAGAAAUCAUUUAGAAGACAGCCUUUCUUUGGGAAGGCCUCUCUUAGUAGAAGAUGUUGGAGAAGAGCUUGACCCAGCACUGGAUAAUGUUUUGGAAAGAAACAUCAUUAAAACAGGUUCAGCUAACAAGGUGAAAGUUGGUGAUAAGGAAGUAGAAGUUAUGGAUGGCUUCAGACUUUACAUUACUACAAAACUGUCAAAUCCGUGUUACUCUCCUGAAAUCAGUGCUCGAACCUCCAUAAUUGACUUUACUGUGACGAUGAAAGGUCUUGAAAAUCAACUCUUAGGCAGAGUCAUUCUCACAGAGAAACAGGAAUUAGAGAAAGAAAGAACUGAUCUUAUUGAAGAUGUGACUAUGAACAAAAGGAGGAUUAAGGACCUAGAAGAUAACCUUUUGUUCCGACUUACAAGCACUAAAAGUUCUCUGGCAGAUGAUGAGAGUCUACUAAUUGUAUUGACUGACACUAAGAAGACUGCUGAAGAAGUAACAGAGAAACUGCAAACUUCUGCUGAAACUGAAAUACAGAUCAACUCAGCCCGUGAAGAGUAUAGACCUGUUGCAACUCGAGGAAGCAUCUUGUACUUCCUUAUUACUGAGAUGAGCAUGGUCAAUGUCAUGUAUCAGACUUCGCUUCGGCAGUUUUUGUGGCUUUUUGACCGCUCCCUGGCCAGGUCUACCAAGAGCCCUAUAACCAGCAAGAGGAUUACUAAUAUUAUUGAAUAUAUGACAUAUGAAGUGUUCAAAUAUACUGCUCGAGGACUCUAUGAGGAGCAUAAAUUUCUCUUCACAUUAUUGCUUACUUUGAAGAUUGAUAUACAAAGAAACAGAGUGAAGCACGAAGAAUUUCUGACACUUAUUAAAGGUGGUGCUUCUCUAGACCUUAAAGCUUGUCCUCCUAAGCCAGCUAAAUGGAUUCUGGAUAUGACUUGGCUGAACUUGGUGGAGCUCAGUAAACUUGAACAAUUUUCAGAUAUUCUUGAUCAAAUUUCCAGUGAAGAGAAACAGUGGAAAAUCUGGUUUGAUAGUAAGAAUCCCGAAGAAGAAUUGGUUCCCAGUGGCUAUGGUCAAUCUCUGGACUGCUUCAGACAUCUUCUUCUUAUCAGAUCGUGGUGUCCUGACAGGACCAUAGCUCAGGCAAGAAAAUACAUCACUGAAACUAUGGGUGAGAAAUACGCAGAGGGAGUCAUCUUGGAUUUGGAGAAAACAUGGGAAGAGUCAGAUCCACGUACUCCCCUCAUUUGCUUUCUUUCCAUGGGCUCUGAUCCUACGGACUCAAUUACUGCUCUGGGAAAAAGACUAAAGACAGAAACGUGCUGUGUUUCCAUGGGCCAGGGACAAGAAAUCCAUGCUCGUAAACUUCUACAGCAGACAAUGGCUCAUGGAGGUUGGGCACUUCUGCAAAACUGCCACCUUGGACUUGACUUUUUGGAUGAGCUGAUGGACACUCUAAUAGAGACAGAGAAUGUCCAUGAAAGCUUUCGACUAUGGCUGACAACUGACAUUCACAAACGGUUCCCCAUCACCCUACUUCAAAUGUCUAUUAAGUUUACCAAUGAACCACCGCAAGGGCUCAGAGCUGGGCUAAAGAGAACAUAUGGUGGUGUCAACCAGGAUUUACUAGAUUCCAGUAAAAUGGUACAAUGGAAACCAAUGUUGUAUGCUGUAGCCUUUCUACACUCCACUGUUCAAGAAAGGCGCAAGUUUGGAUCUCUAGGUUGGAAUAUACCCUAUGAGUUUAAUCAAGCUGAUUUCAAUGCUACUGUGCGCUUCAUUCAGAACCACUUGAAUCGCAUGGAUACCAAGAAGGGGAUCUCCUGGAAUACUGUUUGUUACAUGAUAGGUGAGAUCCAGUAUGGUGGUCGUGUGACAGAUGACUAUGACAAAAGACUCAUGAACACCUUUGUAAAGGUUUGGUUCAAUGAAAAUACAUUUAAUCAGGAAUUCAGCUUCUACAAAGGAUACAGCAUACCUAAAUGUACUAUGGUGGAUCAAUACCUUCAGUACAUACAGAGCCUUCCUGCUUAUGACACACCCGAGGUGUUUGGUUUGCACCCCAAUGCAGAUAUCACUUACCAAAGUAAAGUUUCCAAAGAUGUAUUGGACACCAUCCUCAGUAUCCAGCCUAAAGAUAGCUCUGGUGGAGGAGGUGAAACUCGAGAGGCAGUUGUAGCCAGACUGGCUGAUGAUAUGCUGGAAAAGCUUCCUGCUGAUUAUGUGCCAUAUGAAGUAAAAGAAAAACUAAAGAACAUGGGACCUUUUCAGCCUAUGAACAUAUUUUUGCGACAGGAGAUUGAACAAAUGCAGAGAGUUAUUUCUUUAGUGAGAAGCACUCUGACUGAUCUAAAACUUGCCAUUGAUGGGACAAUCGUUAUGAGUGAAAAUUUGAGGGAUGCUUUAGACUGCAUGUAUGAUGGAAGGAUUCCUGCUAGCUGGAAAAAAGCAUCUUGGGCUUCCAGUACUCUUGGUUUCUGGUUUACUGAGCUUCUAGAAAGAAAUCACCAGUUUUACAAGUGGAUUUUUGAAAGUCGACCAAACUGUUUCUGGAUGGCAGGGUUUUUUAAUCCUCAGGGAUUUUUAACUGCAAUGAGGCAGGAAAUAACAAGGGCUAACAAAGGAUGGGCUCUUGACACUGUAGUGCUGUGCAAUGAAGUCACUAAAUGGAUGAAGGAUGAUAUCACAAGCCCUCCUUUGGAAGGUGUCUAUGUGUAUGGGCUGUAUUUGGAGGGAGCUGGCUGGGACAGAAGAAACAUGAGACUGACUGAAUCUAAGCCGAAGGUGCUUUUUGAGAUGAUGCCGGUUAUAAGGAUAUAUGCAGAGAAUAACACUGCAAAAGAUCCACAUUUGUAUUCAUGUCCAGUCUACAAAAAGACCAGUCGAACAGAUGUGAAUUACAUUGCUGCUAUAGAUCUUAAAACUCGUCAGCCUCCAGAGCACUGGGUACUGCGUGGAGUAGCACUUCUGUGUGAUGUCAAGUAACGUUAAAGAAAAAAAAAGUUUCCAAGAGUUCUUUUCUGUUUUUAAAUGUAAAGAUCAAUCUGUAGUUAGAUAUACAAUUGAACACUUCUAAAAGUAUUAUUUCUAAGGCACAGACUCCAUUAUGAUAGUUUUACAAAAUUGUUCUCAAUAAAACUCUACAAUAGGCUUAUAAAUGCUAAAUCUUAGAGUGAUAUUAUGUUUGAUGUCUUUGACAAAUCAUGACAAAUAUUUAGUGUUCCUGUCUCCUAAAUGUGCAUAAACAGUCCUCCUGUGUGCUUAAUUCUACCUUGAAUAAAGAUUAAUUGAUUUGAAUGUUGUUAA